CGGAGAGUGACACGUUAUAUCACAACGUGCUUAGCCGGUGUCAUUGCUACCUAACGCAGAUAUUUUCAAGUACUUGUUGAAAGUCGACAUCCAAAAUGCCAGAAGAUAAACCCACAGAAGAGAAGAAGCUGAAGCCUUGCUGUGCUUGUCCGGAAACCAAAAAAGUUCGGGAUGCAUGCAUCAUAGAAAAAGGCCAGGAAGAAUGUGGAGAUCUUAUAGAGGCACACAAAGAAUGUAUGAGGAAAUUAGGCUUCAAAGUCUAGCAUUUUUGUAUUUAUUUUAUGCGUGAUUUUAUACCCAUGUUGAACUUCAUGAAGAAUCCACAGAAUUCUGCUGUGUGGAAUGUGUACAUG
This is a messenger RNA of Liolophura sinensis, 353 nucleotides long. RefSeq names its product cytochrome c oxidase copper chaperone-like. NCBI's taxonomy places the organism in Eukaryota, Metazoa, Mollusca, Polyplacophora, Chitonida, Chitonidae. Bases 96 to 263 code for a protein of 55 amino acids. Gene Ontology annotation, biological process: mitochondrial respiratory chain complex IV assembly. Gene Ontology annotation, cellular component: mitochondrial intermembrane space. Gene Ontology annotation, molecular function: copper ion binding; copper chaperone activity. The record is from RefSeq and is a predicted model, not a curated record. The transcript is spliced from 3 exons.